Molecule: messenger RNA, 2222 nt
Organism: Propithecus coquereli (Coquerel's sifaka)
Lineage: Eukaryota; Metazoa; Chordata; Mammalia; Primates; Indriidae
Gene: METTL25B
Product: ribosomal RNA adenine dimethylase domain containing 1
Exons: 8
Coding region: 544-2013 (489 amino acids)
Biological process (GO): rRNA modification
Molecular function (GO): rRNA (adenine-N6,N6-)-dimethyltransferase activity
Source: RefSeq, a predicted model, not a curated record
UGCCUUUGGCAGGCCUGAGGUUCCCCGUAAGGAGGCAGGGCACGAGUCAGCCUUUUUUUAAAUUUUUCUCUCAGCCUCCCUCUUCUCAACAUCUCUGUUCACAAAGACCUUGUUAGCGACCUCUAAGAGCUGAGUGGCAUUCAUCCCAGCAAACCCUUCUAGCUUCUGGAGCUUGCGGCGUAUGUCACCUGCACUCUGACUCACGAAAGCAGUGUUGAUCGUUCGCUGAUUUUCAGGAGCCUCAGGGUCAAAGGGAGUGUAUGUUCGAUAGGCCCCGCACAGUCUCUCAUAGAAGGCUCCCGGACUCUCAUCUGGCCUCUGUAGUAUCUCAGUGACCUUGGCUACAUUUGCGGCCUGCUGCCCUGCUUUGCGGAUGCCUUGUAAGAGGGCCUCCCUGUAGGCCAUGAGCUGUCUCAUGUCAUCAGGAUUGUUUGGGUCCCAGCUUGGCUCUUCUGCCGGGAGUCGUCUCUGAGCAUAAGCCUCGGGGUUUAGAGUCCUCACAGGGGCAUUUUCUUCUACCCACUUAGUGGCAGCCUGUAAGACAUGCCGCUGUUCAUCUGUGGUAAAAAGCGUCAGAAGGAGCUGUCUGCAGUCGGCCCAUGUCGGGUUAUGCGUUUGGAAGAUAGACUGCAUCAAAUCUAUCGUCCCCUGGGGUCUCUCAGUAUAGGACACGGUGUGAUGUUUCCAAUUCAUCAGGAAUUUUUCACAGACAACCUGUGGGACACACUCCCUAACUCAUGGCAGGAAGCGUUGGACGGACUGAACCCACCACAGCUGGCUACACUGCUGCUGGGGAUGCCUGGGGAAGGGGAGGUGGUAAGGUACAGGUCAGUGUGGCCACUCACCCUGCUGGCCCUGAAGUCCACGGCCCAUGCCCUGGCCUUUACCCGGAUGCCUGGCUUUCACACCCCGUCGGAGUUCCUGGAGAACCCCAGCCAGAGCUCCCGACUAACAGCUCCUUUCCGGAAACAUGUCAGGCCCAAGAAGCAGCAUGAGAUCCGGAGGCUGGGAGAGUUGGUGAAGAAGCUGAGUGACCUCACAGGCUGCACCCAGGUUGUGGACGUGGGCUCAGGCCAGGGUCAUCUCUCCCGCUUCAUGUCUCUGGGGCUGGGGCUGAUGGUGAAGAGCAUUGAGGGGGAUCAGAGACUGGUGGAGAGAGCCAAGCGCCUGGACCAGGAGCUCCUGCAGGCUCUGGAGAAGGAGGAGAGGAGGAACCCACAGAUGGUCCAAACUGGCCCUCGGCACUCCCCACACCACGUGGUUAGGUGGGUAGACCCCACGGCCCUGUGUGAGGAGCUUCUGCUUCCACUGGAGAACCCAUGUCAGGGCGGCGCCCGCUUGCUGCUAACAGGCCUCCAUGCCUGUGGGGAUCUGAGCGUUGCCUUGCUGAGGCACUUCUCCUGCUGCCCUGAGGUGGUGGCCCUGGCUUCAGUGGGCUGCUGCUACAUGAAGCUGAGUGACCCUGGUGGCUACCCGCUGAGUCAGUGGGUGGCUGGGCUGCCUGGCUACGAACUGCCCUACAGGCUUCGGGAAGGGGCUUGCCAUGCCCUGGAGGAGUAUGCUGAGCGGCUACAGAGAGCUGGCCCUGGCCUCCGAACUCACUGCUACCGUGCAGCGCUGGAGACGGUCAUCCGACGCGCCCAGCCCGAGCUCCGUCGGCCAGGCGUGCAGGGGAUCCCUCGGGUCCACGAGCUCAAGAUUGAAGAAUAUGUGCAGCGGGGGCUACAGCGUGUGGGGCUAGACCCCCAGCUACCGCUGAAUCUGGCUGCCCUCCGGGCCCACCAGGCCCAGGAGAACCGUGUGGUGGCCUUCUUCAGCCUGGCCCUACUGCUGGCCCCACUGGUGGAGACAUUGAUUCUACUGGACCGGCUGCUCUACCUUCAGGAGCAAGGCUUCCACGCUGAGCUCCUGCCCAUCUUUAGCCCUGAGCUCUCUCCCAGAAACCUGGUUCUGGUGGCCACCAAGAUGCCCCUGGGUCAGGCCUUCUCUGUUCUGGAGACUGAAGACAGCUGACACAGCCUGAGUAAGGGCACAUUUCAGACCCCAUCUGAAACCGCCCAGGUACCAUAGUGUAGCACAGUACACCUUCCCCAGAGAACCAGCAUCCUGCAUCCUCCAGAAUCCUGGUUCCCCACAAGCCUUCAGUGCCACACCCUUUCCCUCCACGUGUUAUGUAAUAUUGUAUAAAGUUUUAUUUUUUAUUUAUUACAAAAUGGAAAUCU